AUGAUCCUGUGCCAGGCGGGGGGGGCCGCUCCCUUCGUGGAGAUCCUGGAGCAGCCGAAGCCGCGGGGGAUGCGUUUCCGUUACAAGUGCGAGGGGCGUUCGGCCGGCAGCAUCCCCGGGGAGCACAGCACCGACACCACCAAGACCCACCCCACCAUCCGCGUGAACAACUACCGAGGUCCCGGGCGGGUGCGGGUGUCGCUGGUGACGAAGGAGCCCCCCCACCGCCCCCACCCCCACGAACUGGUGGGCAAGGAUUGCCGCGACGGCUACUACGAGGCCGAGCUGCCCCCCGAGCGCAACGUCCACAGUUUCCAGAAUUUAGGGAUUCAGUGCGUGAAAAAACGGGAGCUGGAGGCGGCCGUGGCUGAACGGAUCCGCACCAAUAACAACCCCUUCAACGGUACUGGGAGGACUGGGAGCACUGGGAGGGGGACUUGGGG
Messenger RNA from Haliaeetus leucocephalus (bald eagle), 443 nucleotides. RefSeq names its product transcription factor p65-like. The record is from RefSeq and is a predicted model, not a curated record. NCBI's taxonomy places the organism in Eukaryota, Metazoa, Chordata, Aves, Accipitriformes, Accipitridae. The transcript has 4 exons. The annotation marks the transcript as partial. Gene Ontology annotation, cellular component: cytoplasm. Gene Ontology annotation, molecular function: RNA polymerase II cis-regulatory region sequence-specific DNA binding; DNA-binding transcription factor activity, RNA polymerase II-specific. Gene Ontology annotation, biological process: innate immune response; response to cytokine; non-canonical NF-kappaB signal transduction.